Messenger RNA from Ochotona princeps (American pika), 2315 nucleotides. It is a transcript of the gene PFKFB1, whose product is annotated as 6-phosphofructo-2-kinase/fructose-2,6-biphosphatase 1. The transcript is spliced from 13 exons. Gene Ontology annotation, biological process: fructose metabolic process; fructose 2,6-bisphosphate metabolic process. Bases 743 to 2122 code for a protein of 459 amino acids. The record is from RefSeq and is a predicted model, not a curated record. Gene Ontology annotation, molecular function: ATP binding; fructose-2,6-bisphosphate 2-phosphatase activity; 6-phosphofructo-2-kinase activity. Gene Ontology annotation, cellular component: cytosol; 6-phosphofructo-2-kinase/fructose-2,6-biphosphatase complex. Lineage: Eukaryota; Metazoa; Chordata; Mammalia; Lagomorpha; Ochotonidae.
UUUCCUACUCAAGGACUUAAAAGUUAUCUGCCAGUUGUUGUCAUUGGAAAGCAGCUCUGUAAUUAACAUUUUUUAAAUUUUGCCUUGAGCUUUUUCAUGCUUUGGGGUUAUGAAGUCAGGAACAAGUCCCAGAAGUGGGAUAACUAGGACAAAGGAAAGGAACAUGUUUGUUGCUCUUGCUUCAUACUGCCAGAUUACUUUCCAGUAAGGGAUUAUGCCCAUUUACAGUGAAAACUGAUCUAAAAUUCAGCCCCAAUGAAAUGCGGAUCUUGCCUGUCUCCAGAGCUGUUUCUAAUUUCCCCAUUCUGCGGUGGCUUGUUAAUAUUAGUUCUGACCUUUGGGGCAAUGUGAACACAUGGUUGGACUGAAGAGUAAAGGCUCCGGUGGCUCAGGAACUUCUUUGGCAACUACAAGAGCUGAUAUUUCAACAGAGACUACACGCACACAUACACGCUUGACAAGGGUGCUUCCUCGGCCUUCCCAGGAACCAACACGGAACGCCUCCAGACUCCCUCUUUGAUGAAUCCCUCUGCACUGAAUCUGCUUUGGGGUCUACACAUGCGAGAUAGCCGAGUGCUGAAUGAUUAACGAUGGAACAGAAAGCCUUUCGGAGAACAGUUUAUGUAAUUUCUAUGGACCUGUCUUCAAAUUCAAUGAUUCCUCCUUGCUGUAUUGAGUCCACUGAUGAGCACAUCAAAGAUAUACUUCAGCAUCCAUACCCCAGUUUACCAAUUCUCCCACAAUGGUGAUCAUGGUGGGUUUACCAGCUCGAGGCAAGACGUACAUCUCCACAAAGCUCACACGGUAUCUCAACUGGAUAGGAACACCAACUAAAGUGUUUAAUUUAGGCCAGUAUCGCCGAGAAGCAGUGAGCUACAAGAACUAUGAAUUCUUCCUACCAGACAACAUGGAAGCCCUACUUAUCAGGAAGCAGUGUGCCCUGGCAGCCCUCAAGGAUGUCCAUAAGUAUCUCAGCCAUGAGGAAGGUCAUGUUGCGGUUUUUGAUGCCACCAACACCACCAGAGAGCGGCGGUCACUGAUUCUGCAGUUUGCUGAAGAACAUGGCUACAAGGUUUUUUUCAUUGAAUCUAUUUGUAAUGACCCUGGCAUCAUUGCAGAAAACAUCAAGCAAGUGAAACUCGGCAGUCCUGAUUACAUAGACUGUGAUCGGGAAAUGGUUCUAGAAGAUUUUCUAAAGAGAAUUGAGUGCUAUGAAGUCAACUACCAACCUUUGGAUGAGGAACUGGACAGCCACCUGUCCUACAUCAAGAUCUUUGACGUGGGCACACGCUACAUGGUGAACCGAGUGCAGGACCACAUCCAGAGUCGCACAGUCUACUACCUCAUGAACAUCCAUGUCACACCCCGCUCCAUCUACCUGUGCCGGCAUGGCGAGAGUGAGCUCAACCUCAGGGGCCGCAUCGGAGGAGACUCUGGCCUCUCAGCUCGGGGCAAGCAGUAUGCCUAUGCUUUGGCCAACUUCAUUCGGUCCCAAAGCAUCAGCUCCCUGAAGGUGUGGACGAGCCACAUGAAGAGGACGAUCCAGACAGCAGAAGCUCUCGGUGUCCCAUAUGAGCAGUGGAAGGCCUUGAAUGAAAUUGAUGCGGGCGUCUGUGAGGAGAUGACCUAUGAAGAAAUCCAGGAGCACUAUCCUGAAGAGUUUGCACUACGAGACCAGGAUAAAUACCGCUACCGUUAUCCCAAAGGAGAGUCCUAUGAGGAUCUUGUUCAGCGUCUGGAGCCAGUCAUAAUGGAGCUGGAGCGGCAGGAGAAUGUGCUGGUGAUCUGCCACCAGGCUGUCAUGCGGUGCCUCUUGGCCUACUUCCUGGAUAAAAGUUCAGAAUGUGGAUGUCACCCGGGAACCUGCGGAAGCCCUGGACACUGUCCCUGCCCACUACUAAGUCUUCCAAGAGGCCGAAAGACCCCUUGGCUCACUGUUUUCCACCUUUGGGAACUCAUGUCCUUGUUCUUCUCCACCCUGAGAAGACUGUCUUGGCCUCACUGGCAGAGCCUUACUUCCAGUGAAGAAGUCCUCGGGAGUUCCAAAAUAGUCCUGUUUCUGGCCCUGUGGAGCUAUCUGGCUCUGGAGGAAGUUCUUGCUUUUUUAAUUCCUAUUCUAUAAUCAAUAAAGACUUCUUUUUCUGCCUACAGGAAGAAAGACAGUCAUGGCUUCCUUAUUGUUUUCAAGAUCCUCAUCUUGAUCUUUACCAAGGUCUGUUACCCUGGGGUUGUGGAAUGCGAUUUUGCAGUAGCACCUGCAAAGUUGACAUCCAUGUGAGUACCUGUGGGCCUUGUUCCUUGGUGGACUGAAUGGC